Molecule: messenger RNA, 1509 nt
Organism: Lachancea sp. 'fantastica'
Lineage: Eukaryota; Fungi; Ascomycota; Saccharomycetes; Saccharomycetales; Saccharomycetaceae
Source: the annotation of a GenBank genome assembly
AUGGCCUUCUUGAAAAGUGUGCUACUGGCGCUUUCAGCAGCAAAGGCUCUUGCAGAGUCCUCCAGUACUGCUGCCAGCUGCAACCCGAUCAAAACUUCCGGAUGCUCACCAGACCCAGCUUUGGGAUCCGCAUUCAGCGAAUCGUUCACUUCUGAAUCUGAACAUUUCCAUAAACUACAAUAUGCUACGGGCCAGAUCAAUUACACUGACGAUGGCAUGGCCAUGACGAUCAACAAGCGUUUUGACAACCCAAGUCUCAAAUCGGACUUUUACCUGAUGUUCGGUAAAGUGGAGGUGGAGUUCAAGGCUGCCGCAGGUCAAGGUAUCAUCUCUUCUUUCUACCUUCAGAGCGAUGACCUGGACGAAAUCGACUUGGAAUGGACCGGAGGAGACAUCACACAGUUCCAAUCCAACUAUUUCUUUAAAGGUGACACCACCACAUGGGACAGAGGCGCCUUCCACGGCGUAGACGCCCCACAAGAAAAAUUCCACAACUACACGGUCGACUGGGCCAUGGACAAGACCGUCUGGUACUUGGACGGCUCUCCCGUCAGAACUCUAACAAACGACUCCAGCGAGGGCUACCCACAGUCCCCAAUGUACGUCAUGAUGGGCUGCUGGGCCGGCGGUGAUCCUGACAACCAGCCAGGUACCAUCGAAUGGGCCGGAGGUCUCACUGACUACACCAAGGCACCUUUCACCAUGUACGUCAAGCGUGUGGUCAUCACAGACUACUCUACCGGCGAGCAAUACUCGUACAACGGUCAGUCUGGAAGCUGGGAAUCCAUCGAGGCUAAAAACGGUAAGGUUUACGGUAGAUACGAAGAUGCACAGGCCGAUUUCUCGUCGUUGACCAAUGGCCAAACGAUCAGCUCCAGCGCGAAAGCUUCGAGUACUUCGAGUGCUUCCAGUGCCUCUUCUAGUGCUUCUUCCAGUGCCUCUUCCAGUGCUUCUUCCAGUGCCUCUUCUAGUGCUUCUUCCAGUGCUUCUUCAAGUGCUUCUUCAAGUGCUUCUUCAAGUGCUUCUUCUAGCGCUUCUUCCAGUGCUUCCCCAAGUGCUUCCUCAAGUGCUUCUUCAAGUGCUUCUUCAAGUGCUUCUUCUAGCGCUUCUUCCAGUGCUUCCCCAAGUGCUUCCUCAAGUGCCAAGUCCUCCGCCUCUUCUACUGCCAAGUCAUCUGCCUCCUCUAGUGCUCCUUCCAGCACCUCCUCUCAGUCCAGCUCGGCCGCUCCUAAGUCUGAAUCUUCUGCUGCUCACUCCGAAUCUGCUUCUACGAUCCCAGCGUCUACCCAAUCCUCUGGCAAGCCCGAGAGCUCGACUACCACUGCUGAGGCCGCUGCUGUGACCUCCUCUGCUGAUGAAAGUAAAUCAUCUGCUGGUUCUACUCUUUCGACUUCUACUUUGUCGUCUGCCAGCAGCUCUUACUCUAUCAGCAUGAACACCAGCAAUGGAGCAUACACUCUGAAGAUGAGCCUGCCAGCGCUUCUUGCUGCUGCGGCAUUCCUAAUAUAA